Messenger RNA from Thlaspi arvense, 3729 nucleotides. Lineage: Eukaryota; Viridiplantae; Streptophyta; Magnoliopsida; Brassicales; Brassicaceae. The record is from the annotation of a GenBank genome assembly.
AUGGAAAGAACAAAAGCACCUUCGGCUUUAGAAACACAAUCUGACUUUGAUUUCGCAUAUUGUAUCAGCUGCGCCCAAAAACUCGGAACAAAAGACAGGAAAAGUUACCAUUGGCUUAUCAUAGAAGGGAAAGUUUUGCAUCUGACGGACGGCAUUACUAGCAGCUGUGACUUCAGUAAACACAACCCAAGCUUGUCCCCGGAGCUUUGGAGUCUUCAACGCAACCACAUCAAGUAUCCUUCCAAAACUGAGAGUUCCGUGGUUUCUGGAGGAAUCAGAGAGAUGGAAACAGAAGAUUGGAUUAUAUUACCUUCUUUAUUGAUCUUCUCAUUGAUAUUUUUAAUACGACGACACAGAGCGAGCGCCCUAACUGAAGGAGCUAAAGAGCCGAGAGAGCAGACAAAGGGGAGAAGAAAUCGUGGCGUUUCCAAUUUACACGCGCCAGAGAGUAAAACAGGACGCAGUUUUAAGAUACUAUUAAAAACGUUACGACGAUAUCCCUUUCCCCUUUCUUCCACCGCGUUUCUAUCCUCUUUCCUUCCUUCUUCUCUGUUGGUUAAACCCUACGACUGCUCAGGAUCUCUCACAGUAGAGGGAACCAUGAAUCCCUCGCUCUUCACCUCCAUUAAUGCUCCAAUCUCACCUUCCCCACGGUCUCCAUUACUCUGUCAUUUCCUGACUCCUUUGCCUCUCCGUUUCUCGAAGAGUCAGUGUCCGACUCGCCGUCAUUAUCGAGUUUCGUUCCCUCGUAGCUCAGCUACUUCCUCCGACCAACCAUUGGUAUCCACGCCUUCGAAGAAACCUGGUGUACAUGGAGAUAAGAAGGAGCUCACCGGAUUGCAGCCGAUUGUAGAGAAAAUGACGCCGCCGGUGAGGCUGGCGACUUCUGCUGUUGUUUUAGCGGCAUCGAUAGCUGCUGGUUACGGCCUUGGGCUCCGGUUGGCCGGCUCCAGGAAUAUUGCUUUGGGUGGGGCUGCUGUAGCUGGAGCCGCCGGUGGAGCUGUCGUUUAUGCGCUGAACUCUGCCGUGCCGGAGGUAGCUGCCAUCAGUUUACACAACUACGUUGCCGAAUUUGAAGAUCCUGCCGCUGUGACCAAAGAUGACAUAGAGAGGAUCGCUGACAGAUCCUGUGUCUGUGACGAAAGAGUAUGGUGUCAACAAAGGAGACGAGGCGUUCCAGGCCGAGAUUUGUACGUAACUUCCGUGCUUCCAACUGAAGGACAGUCUCUUAAAGGGGAUGAAGUGGAGAAGAUAGUCAAGUUUAAAAGUGCUCUAGGAAUAGACGACCCUGAUGCAGCGUCUAUGCACAUGGAGAUUGGCCGGAGGAUUUUUAGGCAAAGGCUUGAGACUGGGGAGCGUGAAGGUGAUGCAGAACAGCGUCGGAAAGAGAGCACAAGUGUGAUCACAAGUUGUAUGCUCCCAGUGCAGGCAUUUAUGAGGCUUGUAUAUGUUUCAGCUCUUGUGUUUGGUGACGCCGCAUCCUUCCUUUUGCCUUGGAAGCGAGUAUUGAAGGUCACAGAUGCUCAGGUUGAGAUUGCUAUUCGUGAAAAUGCAAAGCAGCUGUAUGCCGAAAGAUUGAAAUUAGUUGGAAGAGAUAUUAACGUAGAAAAUCUUGUGGACCUUAGAAAAGCACAACUAUCAUUCAAGCUUUCUGAUGAGCUUGCUGAAGACCUGUUUAGAGAACAUACAAGAACAGUAGCCGUAGAGAACAUAUCAUCAGCUCUUGGCGUACUAAAAUCCCGCACACGAGCAGUGAAGAGUAUGACACUUGUUGUGGAAGAGCUUGAAAAAGUUCUGGAGUUUAACAACCUUCUGGUUUCCUUGAAAAGUCAUUCAGAGGCAGAUCAAUUUGCACGAGGGCUUGGCCCUGUUUCUUUGAUAGGAUCCUUAACCUUGGAUUUAUGUGGCUUAGGUGGUGAGUCUGAUUUUGAGAGGAGGAUGGAUGAUUUAAAGCUCCUUUAUAGAGCAUAUGUUACAGAUGCUUUAUCGGGUGGGCGUAUUGAAGAAAAUAAGCUUGUGGCAAUGAGCCAACUGAGAAACAUACUCGGACUGGGAACACGGGAGGCUGAAGCUAUUACUGUUGAUGUUACGUCCAAGGCAUACCGUAAAAGACUUUCUAGCGCUGUUUCUACUGGUGACCUUGAAGCACAAGACAGUAAAGCAAAAUACCUUCAAAAGCUAUGCGAAGAGCUGCACUUUGAUGCACAGAAGGCAAGCGCAAUCCAUGAAGAAAUCUAUAGGCAAAAGCUUCAACAGUGUGUUACUGAUGGAGAGCUGAGCGAUGACAACGUUGCUGCUUUACUAAGGUUAAGAGUCAUGCUUUGUAUUCCUCAGCAAACUAUUGAGGCAGCUCAUGCAGAAAUCUGUGGAAGCAUAUUUGAAAAGGUUGUCAGAGAUGCAAUCUCUUCUGGAGUGGAUGGUUAUGAUGCUGAAACUCGCAAAUCAGUAAGAAAGGCUGCUCAUGGUCUUCGGUUAUCCAGAGAGACUGCCAUGUCUAUUGCGAGCAAGGCUGUCCGAAGGGUUUUCACAAACUAUAUCAGACGGGCAAGAGCGGCAGAGAACCGCACGGAGUCAGCAAAGGAGCUCAAGAAGAUGAUUGCUUUCAACACGUUGGUUGUGACUGAAAUGGUGGCUGACAUUAAGGGAGAAUCUUCUGAUAAGGAACCUGAGGAGCCUGUUGUAGAGAAAGAAGAAUAUGGUGAAGAUGAGGAGUGGGGAUCCCUCGAGUCGCUCAGAAAAACAAGACCCGACAAAGAACUCGCGGAGAGGAUGGGAAAGCCUGGCCAGACUGAGAUUACUCUCAAAGAUGACCUUCCCGACAGGGACAGGAUUGAUCUGUACAAAACAUACUUGGUCUACUGUGUAACGGGAGAGGUAACAAGAAUCCCGUUCGGCGCCCAGAUCACAACAAAGAGAGACGACUCAGAGUACUUGCUUCUGAAUCAGCUUGGUGGGAUUCUGGGACUGACUUCGAAAGAAAUAGUCAACAUCCACGUAGGCUUAGCUGAGCAGGCUUUCAGGAAACAAGCUGAAGUGAUUUUAGCUGAUGGGCAGUUGACAAAGGCUAGAGUAGAGCAGUUAGACGAGUUGCAGAAACAAGUUGGGUUGCCUCAGCCACAAGCCGAGAAGGUUAUAAAGAAUAUAACAACCACAAAACUGGCAAACGCGAUAGAAUCUGCCGUUAACCAAGGAAAACUAAACAUAAAGGAGAUACGGGAGCUAAAGAAGGCAAACGUGAGUCUUGACAGCAUGAUCUCUGUGAGUCUGAGGGAGAAACUGUUUAAGAAGACAGUGGAUGACAUAUUCUCAUCAGGAACUGGUGAAUUCGAUGAAACCGAAGUCUACGAGACAAUCCCAUCCGAUCUCAGUAUUGAUGUGGAAAAGGCAAAAGGCGUUGUCCAUGAUCUUGCUCGGAGUAGAUUAUCGAACUCGCUGAUCCAAUCCGUGGCAUUACUUAGGCAGAGAAACGCCAAAGGAGUGGUGUCGUCGCUGAAUGAUUUGCUUGCAUGCGACAAAGCUGUGCCGGCUGAACCGCUGUCAUGGGAGGUGUCGGAGGAAUUAUCGGAUCUGUAUGAGAUUUAUUCAAGGAGUGAUCCCAAACCGGCGCCGGAAAAAGUGUCGAGGCUGCAAUAUCUGCUGGGAAUAGAUGAUUCGACUGCAACUGCCCUCCGUGAGAUGGAAGAUGGGGCAUUAUCUUCUGCUGCAGAAGAGGGCAAUUUCGUCUUCUAA